This is a messenger RNA of Paramuricea clavata, 351 nucleotides long. The record is from the annotation of a GenBank genome assembly. NCBI's taxonomy places the organism in Eukaryota, Metazoa, Cnidaria, Anthozoa, Malacalcyonacea, Plexauridae.
AUGUCUUGGGAACGUAGAAUAAAUCCGGGUAUUAACCCCUAUGCAGGUAGACCACGGCGCAUUCGCAGACAUCAAAGAGGCGGAGGGUUGCCAGCCGCCCCUAUUGUUUCAAACCCUGGCGAUUUAUUACAGCGUGCCGUUACAAAUGCUGUAGUGGCAGGGCAAAAAUUUGGCGCACGACAGAUAAAAAAAGCAAAACGUGUAAAAGCAAGAACAAGACGUAUUAAUACAAGAGCAAUAAUGCGAAAACAAACAAGUGCACGUCGAGUACAAGAAGGUGGUCGUUUACACCCAGGAGGAGGACGAAAACCUAUUAAUCAUAUGCCUGUAGUCUAUCAAUAUCAUCAAUAA